UUUUUUUUCUUUGUUUUUUUUUUUUUGUUUUUUUUUGUUUUGUGUUCUCUAAAUAAUUUAAAAUAUCAAGCUAACUUAAACCACAGAGAAGGGUGAAUUUGUUUCUAUGAAACAUAUCAGACACUCAGCGAAUUGAUUAUUGUUUAGUGUUGAAAUUAACAAGAACCAGUAUGAUAAUCUUUAGAAAAUAGUCUAAAAUAAAUAUAAGAAAUAAGAAAUUGGCUUCAAACCACUGGAUUGGUGUAUUUUAUUAGCAGAUUGGUGUUAUUUUUAGUCCAUUAAAAAGAGCUGAGGUUAUGGAGGGGUCUGCUGGUGGGGCAGCAAAAUGGCUUGUUGACAUUCUGGUGCAGAUUCUUUUUAUCCCUGAAUAUUUCUAUUGACACGAAUGAGAAAAGACUGAAACUGUGAUUCUUGUUUCUCUCUACUUCACAGAUGAGAAUUUUACUCUCAAACACGACAGAGCCUUCCUGUUGUCGAUGGCCAACCGCGGGAAGAACACCAACGGUUCACAGUUUUUCAUCACAACUAAAACAGCACCUCACCUUGAUGGAGUCCAUGUCGUCUUUGGUCUCGUCAUCUCUGGUUUUGAAGUAAUAAAGAAGAUUGAGGGACUGAAGACUGAUUCAGCUAGCAGACCCUACGCUGAUGUGAGAGUGGUGGACUGUGGACAGCUGAUCACAAAGUCUGCAAAUGAUGUGCUUGAAGGGAAGCGGAAAAGAGCCUCCCUUUCUGCUGACUCGUCCCUCAACUCCAAUGGCUCGCCCUCCAACUUUACCUCAUCAGUGGAGUCAGAAAGUGAAGCAAAUGAAAAACGCAAACAUUACAAACACAAGAGACAUGCAAAAAGCAAAAAGUCUAAAAAGAAAAGGAGGGAAGCCAAGAGGGAGAAGGACAUGGAUGUUUUGCCUUCCAAGCAAAGGUCUGUGGAGAAAGACAUGCUGGAGGGAGAAAGCAAGGUGGAAGAAGAGAAGGACCAAGGAGGGAAAAGGGAGAAACCAGUUGUUCGGCCAGAAGAAAUCCCACCUGUACCAGAGAACCGCUUCCUUCUGCGACGGGACAUGCCAGCUCUGGAAAAUAAAACAGAAGUUGUUGAGAAAGAAGAAGCUGUUCUGUCUGCUGACCAGAAACCAGCUGUGUCAAAGUCCGGACGGAAGAUCAGAGGCAGAGGGACAAUUAGAUAUCACACUCCUACAAGGUCUAAAUCUCGCUCUGCUUCUGUGGAAGAGCGUGGAAGCAGUGAAACUCCACCACACUGGAAGGAGGAAAUGAAGAGAACCAAAAGUUAUCAACCCCCGAGCAUUGAGAGGUGGAGCAAAGGAGACAAACUGAAUGACCGUUCCUCAAGCAGAUGGGAGGACAGAAGUGACACCGCAUGGUCACGGUCUGCUGAUCACUCCUCAGACCGCAACUCUGAGAUGUCCAGCGAGGACCAGCGACCAAAAAAAGAGAAGAAGAAAGUCAAACACAAGAAGAAAGCCAAAAAACGCAAACAUGCCAAGAAGAAGCGCUCCAAGAACAAACCUCAAGAGCGUUAUGUAUCAGAUGGUGAAGGAUCAGUGUCUUCAGGGAAGAAGUCCAGAAGGUCCCGUUCCCCAACUCGUUCUCCUUCAAGUCUGUAUCAUUCGUCAAGCAGGAGGGGGCGGCGGUACUCGCUGUCCUCCUCAGGAUCCUACUCCAGAUCAUACACAUCGACUCGAUCCAGAUCUCGAGGGAGGUCCAGGUCUUAUUCAGGAUCCAGAAGUCUAUCUAGAUCGAGAAGCCGAUCUUUGUCUAGAUCCAGAUCUCUGUCUUUUUCUGAAUCGCGGUCAAGAUCAAGAUCCAGGUACAGAUCCAGAUCACUGUCAUCGUCAAGAAAAAGGAGUUUAUCCAGAUCUUCAAGAAAAAGAAAAACAAGCAAGUCUAAACCAGAUGUCAUGGUAGAUGUAACGGAGAAGCUCCCGGAGAGCAAGAUUACACCUGUCCCCAGACUGCCAGCGGUCCCAGCUCCUGAAAGGGUCCCUGUGAUCCCACUGAGUGACAGUCCUCCUCCUUCACGCUGGAAACCAGACCAAAAACCCUGGAAACCCUCCUACAUUCAUAUUCAAGAAAUUAAAGCUAAAGUAGCCUCAAACAACUCAUCCUCCUCUGGACAAGCAGUUGAUGGCUAUACAGAAAAAGCUCAGGCUCUAGUUACACCAAGAUCUGUACCAGGGGAGGCCAAAGGUGAAGAGCUAGACCAACCUGUACAACGCUCACUGAGCAGGUCGUCCAGGAGCAAGUCCUACAGUCGUUCUUACAGUCGCUCCCAGAGCAGAAGUUCCAGUCGGUCCAGGUCGAGAUCCUCUGGUCGAUACAAGAGCAGGUCAUCGUCCUACAACAGAUCAGACUGUGAAAGUUCCCAGAAAUCACGUAGCAACAAAAGGAAUUCAUUAGACAAGGAAUGGAAAGAGUAUUACAGUUCUCUGAAUAGGAUAAAGAAUUUAGAUAAGUACAUUUUGCUCAGACGUGAUCAAGAUGUUCUCUCUGGGUCAGAGAAGGGAACAGGCAGCGAUCGUAGCCACAAUAUCAGUGGCUCUAUGGAAAAAAAUCAAGAGAAAGCCAGUUUAUGGGAUCCUGAGACAAAACAUUACAAUUCACCGCCAGCAGAGAGCCUGAAUAGCAGGUCUGAGUGGGACAGUGACAGUGAUAAAAUGAGCCAAAGCAACAACGCUUGCUUUGGCUCAUUAAAGAAGCAGAAACAAGCUGCCCAGUCUGGUGAAUUUCCUGACAAGAAGCUGGCUGCGCUUACUGGAUGGAAUUCAGAGAGUGAUUCUGAAAAUAUAAAAAACAGGACAUUUGCCAUCUCUGAAAAAGAGGAAGGAGAGGCUAGUUCAGAAUCAGAUGGUCAGAGGUUGAAAAAACCAUCAGAUGCAACUCUGGCUAACCAAUUCGCCGCCACUGCUGCAUCAUCUGGUCAAUCAGAUGAAAGUCCUGAGACUGCCGCGCAGCCAGAGAAGCCCAAGAGUAAAAAGAAAGCCAAAAGGAAGCAUAAACAUAAGAGGAGAGGUGAGAAGACCAGUAGGGAUAAACCAAAGAAAUCUAAGAAAAAACAUCAGAAGCUGAAAGAGACCUUUCACUGGCAGCCACCUUUAGAGUUUGGUGAGGAGGAAGAGGAUGAUGAAUUGAAAAGGGAGAGGCACAGCCCUCAUAGAGUUUUUAAAGAGAAUUCUGGCUACAAUAUGAACAAAAGGGACCAAAAUUCCCCUGAUUUGAACAAGAAUUCUACUAAAGAAGAAGAAAGGGUUCAGCAGAGGUCAAAAGAAAGCAGCAGCAAAAACACAAAACACUCUGAACCUCAUCAACCAUCCAGCAGAAACAGUGCAAGCAGCUCUCAGUUGUUGAUCAAAGAGCAAGACUCAUUAGAUGAUAUGGAUAUUUGUACUCCAGAGCAUGAUGUUGACAUUGUUGAGCCUGCAGUUACAGGCGAUUCUUCCAACAAUGCCUCUGAAUUAACACUAAAAUCUACCUCGAAGUCUUCAGACGUGGCAGGUUUACUUCAGAGUAAAGAUCAAUCUGCUGUUACUUCCAGCACAGCAGCUGGUGGGCUGCAAGAUGAAGCAACUGCUGGCAAACCUGCAAUAAGUUUCAAAUGGAAACCACUGAGAGGAAUGUCAGCUCCACAGAGUAUUAGCAUGUCACCUGCCACUGUGAAAAACAUACAAAUCCAAGAAAGCCAGACCCUUGCUACACAGGGAGUGAGGAUGGAGAUAAAGAGUAAAAGUCGGGUUCGACCUGGUUCUCUGUUCGAUGAGGUUCGUAAGACGGCGCGGCUCAACCAGAGGCCCAGAAACCAGGACAGCUCGAGUGAGGAAAGGUCUCCUUCUGUUGGAAAGACCAAGGAAACCUCACGCACUCGCUCCCCAAAGAAGUCCAGGUCCGUGUCCAGAAAGUCUCGCUCAGUAUCCAGUCACCGGUCGUGUUCCAGGGGGUGGUCCCGCUCCUACAGCAGGUCUAGAAGUAGAUCCCACAGCUCCAGCUACUCCUCCAGGAGCCGCAGCAGGAGCCGGAGAAGACAUGGGAGAGGACGAUCUCGCUCUCGCAGCAGUACGUACCGGAGUUACAGGAGUCACAGUCGGACAUACAGUCGAAGUCUCUCCAGAAGUCGCUCAUAUAAGCACCGCAGGAGGUCCAGGUCUGUGAGGUCAGACUCCUAUGACAGCUAUUCCAGUCGGAGUGCGAGCAGGAGACGAAGGCGCAGACGCAGUGACAGCUACAGAAGCUCUGAGCGCCGGUCACGGUCGUAUCGCUCAUCCAGUCGCAGCUCUUCCAGACGCAGGAGUCACAGCCGCAGCAGGUACAGCUGAGCUGCAUCUCUGCCGUCUUCAGAGAGGGAACGGCUGGUUGAAUAAUAGCAGAUAUUCACAGAUCAGCAACUAAACCUCCAAGAAAAACCUGAAUUUCAUCCUCUUAUUAUUUUAAUACUGUACUGUCUCCAUGUUUAUGUAGCAGCACAGUCGCUAUGGAGUUGAAUGUUGUAAACUAACUAAAAUGACUAUAAACCACUUUACGCCCUACUUUUAGCAACCAUUGCAGCCUCUGGUUGAAAAUUUCCUGCAGCUUCACUGAAGCUUUGCAUGUGAAUACGUGCUAUAGGAGAAACCAGCUGCAAAUGACUCACAUUACUGUAUAUUUGUGUAUUCUUUUUUUUACUUCUGCCUUUUAUAAACUGAAAUGUCAGGUGAUUAUACUGUCCAAUCAUCUUAGUUUUGAUGUUUUUGAGGAGUUGAGGUUGAGCCUUAAAUCCUAAAAGAAUAAUUCUUUACUGGCUAAAAAGGAACUUUUUUCUGUAACUGUUGUACCAUUACUUUGAUUAAGAGCUAUGAAUGUUAAACUGUACUCAAAGUAUAGUACAUCUGAUUUUACUUUAUACAGUUAUGAAUGUGUACUUCUAAUAAAUACCACAUCUUGA
This is a messenger RNA of Melanotaenia boesemani (Boeseman's rainbowfish), 4927 nucleotides long. It is a transcript of the gene nktr, whose product is annotated as natural killer cell triggering receptor. Lineage: Eukaryota; Metazoa; Chordata; Actinopteri; Atheriniformes; Melanotaeniidae. The transcript is spliced from 12 exons. Gene Ontology annotation, biological process: protein peptidyl-prolyl isomerization; protein folding. The coding region runs from base 477 to 4322 and encodes 1281 amino acids. Gene Ontology annotation, cellular component: nucleus. Gene Ontology annotation, molecular function: peptidyl-prolyl cis-trans isomerase activity. The record is from RefSeq and is a predicted model, not a curated record.